UCCAUUGCCUGGCUUUGUUAUGUACGACUUGAUCGUGUUACGACUGAGCAGCCACGAUCAUGACGAAUUUGAGUACUGAUUCAACACAAUGAAUUGAUAAAAAAUCACCUCUGUAUCAUAGCCAUGGCGAGUGCUUCCAGUUCUUCAAAAGGGGAAUUUCAUGUUGGGGGAAAAUACCGUUUAGUGAGAAAAAUAGGAAGUGGAUCAUUUGGAGACAUUUACCUUGCUAUAAAUAUCGCAAAUGGAGAGGAAGUUGCAGUUAAACUGGAAUCUCAAAAGGCCAGACACCCACAGUUAAUUUAUGAAAGCAAAUUAUACAAAAUCUUGCAAGGCGGGGUCGGAAUACCCCAUAUACGAUGGUGGGGACAAGAGAGAGAAUACAAUGUUCUUGUAAUGGACUUGUUAGGACCAAGUAUAGAAGAUCUCUUCAACUUCUGCUCAAGGAAAUUUACCAUGAAAACAGUAUUAAUGCUUGCUGAUCAGAUGAUUAACAGAAUAGAAUAUGUUCAUAAUAAAAACUUCAUACACCGUGAUAUAAAGCCAGAUAAUUUUCUGAUGGGUAUUGGGCGACACUGCAAUAAGGUCUUCUUAGUGGAUUAUGGUUUAGCCAAAAAGUAUCGAGAUAGUCGAACAAGACAACACAUUCCCUACAGAGAGGACAAAAAUUUGACAGGAACAGCUAGAUAUGCGAGUAUAAAUGCUCAUUUAGGUAUAGAACAAAGUCGAAGAGAUGAUAUGGAAUCACUGGGGUAUGUCCUGAUGUACUUCAACCGAGGAUCUCUACCGUGGCAAGGUCUGAAGGUAAAUAAGGCAGCCACAAAGAAACAAAAAUAUGAAAAAAUCAGUGAAAAGAAAAUGUCAACACCAGUGGAAGUGCUAUGUAAAGGUUUCCCAGCAGAAUUUGCCAUGUAUUUGAAUUACUGUCGAGGUUUGCGAUUUGAAGAAGCUCCAGAUUAUAUGUAUUUAAGACAGUUAUUCCGUAUUUUGUUCAGGACACUUAAUUAUCAGUAUGACUAUGUGUUUGAUUGGACUAUGCUCAAACAAAAAGCAGCUGCUGCUGGGACAGGGAUUGCAGCCACAUCACAGAAUGCCACCGCAGGUAAAGGGAGGUGAUGAAAUGGUUUGAGACAAAGGGGAUCAAGAUGCCAAAAUGUGCUACCACACAAUCACAGUGUGACACUGCCAUUUUAUAUAUCAAUCAAUACACCAAAAAUAUUUUGUGAAAUCAACAUUUAAAUACCAGAUCUCUUGUCAAGAGGUGUAUUCUUUUGUUGUUAAAAACUCCACCUUAUAUUUUUACUAUGUGUUCCAAUCUUUUAUCAUUGUCCUUAAGUAAGUGUGGAAGGAGGUGUAUUGGUAAAGCUUAGUUUUUAGUGAUUAACAUUUGUGUGUGCAAGCAGAGAUUGUAAAGUAUAAAUGUUUUUAAUCAUUCAUUUGUAUAGAGAUUGUGAUUUACAAAAUGUGUAGUUGUUCAUUACAUGCACUUGCAUAGUCACUUGUUAACAGUCUGGACAGUUUUGUUGUUUGUGAGGGUGAAAUUAUCAUUUGUUUAUUUCAUUUCAUGGAAUUGAAAAAAUUAUUGAUAGGUGAUACAUGGAGCAUGACCAUGACCUUGUGAUUUAUUUUUACCACAACAUUAAGUCUUGUUCUCUGCAUCUUAACUUUUUAUACAACCGCAAAAAAAUUUUUGUGGUCGUAUAUUGCUAUGAUGUUGGCGUCGUCGUCGUCCGAAGACACAUUGGUUUUUCGCACUCUAACUUUAGUUUAAGUGAAUGGAUCUCUAUGAAAUUUUACCAUAAAGUUCAAUACCACAAAAGGAAGGUUGGGAUUGAUUUUGGGGGUUAUGGUACCAACAGUUAAGGAAUUAGGGGCCAAAAAUAAGCAUUUUUAUACGACCGCAAAAAAAUUUUGUGGUCGUAUAUUGGUAAGAUGUUGGCGUUGUCGUCAUCGUCCGAGGACACAUUGGUUUUCGCACUCUAACUUUAGUUUAAGUGAAUGGAUCUCUAUGAAAUUUUACCAUAAGGUUCAAUACCACAAAAGGAAGGUUGGGAUUGAUUUUGGGGGUUAUGGUACCAACAGUUAAGGAAUAAGGGGUCAACAAUAAGCAUUUUUGUAACUUCCAGACAUAACUUGUGUGUUAGUGUAUGGAUCUCUCUGACAUUGUACCACAAGGUUCCAUAUCACAAAGGGAAUGCUGAGAUUGAUUUUGGGGGUAAUUGCCUCAAAGUUUUAGGAAUUAGGGGCCAAAAAAGGGGCAAAAAAUAAGCAUUUUUCUAGUUUCAGGACAAUAACUUGUGUGUUAGUGUAUGGAUCUUUAUGAAAUUGUACUACAAGGUUCCAUAUCACAAAGGGAAAGCUUGAAUUGAGUUUGGGGGUAAUUGCCCAAAACGUUUAGGAAUAAGGGGCCAAAAGUAAGCAUUUUUCUAGUUUCCAGAGAAUUACUUGUGUUCAAGUGAAUGGAUCUCUCUGAAAUUGUACUGCAAGGUACCAUACCACAAAGGGAAGGCUGGGAUUGAUUUUGGGGGUAAUUGCCUCAAAAUUAUAGGAAUUAGGGGCCAAAAACAAGCAUUUUUCUAGUUUCCGGACAAUUACUUGUUUGUAAGUGUAUGGAUCUUUAUGAAAUUGUACUACAAGGUUCAAUAUCACAAAGGAAAAGCUGGGUUUGAGUUUGGGGAUAAUUGCCCUAAACGUUUAGGAAUUUGGGGCCAAAAAACAAGCAUUUUUCUAGUUUCCAGACAAUAACUUGUGUUCAAGUGCAUGGAACUCUCUGAAAUUGUACUGCAGGUACCACACCACAAAGGGAAGGCUGGGAUUGAGUUUGGGGGUGAUGAAUCAUAAGGGGGUUCAAAAAAUUUUGGGGGGGAGGGGUUUCUAUAAAAUUUUCCAUUUUAAAUUGGUUAUUUCUGAUUUAUAUAUAAAAGCAAAUAAUAAUGAUAUGGUUUGAAUAGGUAAAUUAAAAUUUUUUAAGUUCUUAGACCACAUUCAUUCUGUGUCAGAAACCUGUGCUGUGUCAAAUAUUUAAUCACAAUCCAAAUUCAGUGCUGUAUCAAGCUUGAAUGUUGUGUCCAUACUUGCCCCAACUGUUCAGGGUUCAACCUCUGCGGUCGUAUCAAGCUGCGCCCAGCGGAGCAUUUUAUUAUAUUUUGUUUUAUAAGUAGAACUUGUUUUUCCUCAUUUUCGAUUGAGCCGUUACUUUCAUUAUCACAUGAAGUCCAAAUAGUUCUUUGCUUAUACUAGAAACAUAGUCAAGGAACUACAAUACCCACAUUUCCUAUUGUUCAUUGCAAAAUGUUACAAUAGAAAAAGUCUUUAAUAUGGGAGAUCACUUCAAAUCAUAAAUAAUGCACAUGAAUUGUGGACUUUCUACUGCGUUCAUUCUCUUUUUGAAAAUUUAAUAUUUGAUGAUUUCUUUGUAAAGAUGAAAAGGGGGCACUUAUUCAACUGACAGCAGUACUGUUAUCAUUUAUCAGUUUUUGAAACUCAGUUUUGUAUAGAAAUAAUAUUAUGUGUGUACUUUUGUGUGCAGAUAAGAGGGAUUUCCAAUCUGUUAUGUGAUUAUGGAACCAAUCAGUUUACAAAAAGUUUCUUUUAUUCCCAACGUAAUGAAAUGAUGAAAAACUGGACCAAAUAGGGAAUUGACUGAUUUUGUGAAAACAUUCGUACAAUUAGUCAAAUUUGAUUAGUGAUUUUUCAUACAUAAUCCAGCUUUCUUCUGAAAUAUUUGAUUGCCAUAAGAACACACAAAUAAAUGUUAAUGUGUAGAAAGAUAAAAAUAAUGUGAUGACAAUCCGUCAAUAAACACAGUUCUACAAACGACAGUAUAAAAUAAUACUGGAGGAAAUCUUGAAACUGUGGAGUCAAUCAAAAAAGAUAAAUGGUCAGGAAUAAUAUUCUUAACUUCGUUUAGUCAACAGAAAUAGUUCAGAGUUCAAAUUGUAACUUUUUAGAAUAGUACAUGAUACUGUUGAAUCCUGUUUCUAUGAAUCAGACAUUCCUGAAAUUUGUUAUCAAGCUUCAUGUGUGUACUAUUUACUGUAUCAUGUGUUAAUACAUCUUUUUCUUUUCAACAUCCUGUUUACCGUAAACUUAUAACAGGGGUAUCUCUCACAGUUCAAAUUGUUCUAUCAUACUUAAAAAUUGACUUUUAUUUUUCACAAACUAUGAAUUGAUUUGUUUUCUUUUGUGUUCCCACAAAGAGAUGCAGACGGUAUUGCUUGUAGUUAUGCUUUUGUUGGAUUUCAUGUUCAAAUUUUAAUUUAUCUUGCUUUGAUAAGGUACUGUUUUCUACUUUUCUUUUUUUGCCCGAUUGAUUCAGAGUUGAUAUGUUGUAUAUAGUUUGACAUGAUUACAUUUACAUCCAUUUAUUGUUGUCUCACUUAUGCAUAUUUAGCACAUUACCCAAUAGUGGUUCUUUAUGUACAUGUAUAAAAGUCAGUUUGCCAUCUUUAAUGAAAUAAUAUCUGUUCUUCAUUGAUUUUUGUGGAUUCUUUUUUUGAAUACCAUUUUAGGUCAAAAGAUUUUUCGGACCUGAAAAUGAACAACAUUAUUGACUGUAUUCUUUGUUACUGUUCCAACCUCCAAAGAUGAGAUCUCUAUUAGAGGAAAAAUUUUGGCAGAAAAUUGCCACAGAUCUUAUUGGUUUUUUUUUUUUAAAUUGUACAUGUACUUCUUGCAGUUUAAUUAUUAGUGUUUACCAUAUUCUAAAAAACGACAUUAAAAGAAAUUUAUCAUUUUUUUAAAUUAAAAAGCUAUAACAAAAUGUAAGUAUGUGUGAGUUUUUAUAAUGUAAACAGACAUGUCUUGACAACAAUUUGUCAGUUUUUACCAUAAAAACUAAAAUAUUAGUAAAAAGAUAAACAAUGGAAGUUAGAAAUUUGAACAAUUUAUAAGCUCACAAUGAUAUCUGAAGAGUUGACUACUUUGCCUUAGUUAUUAAAAGACUUUCUAAAUAAUUCUUCUGAAGUAAUUUCCUUGCCAUUUUGACAAUGAAUCAGAGGAGUAAAACAAUGCUUUCAACAUUUUUUUUUAAAUUGAUGAUGUGUGCAAUUGCUCAAAAAUAAUUUUUGAGUUAUUUCUUUUGUGGGAUAAGUUUUUAAGAAAAAUACAAUGUUUCUCGAAAGGUUUCUGAAAAAAGAUGGUAACACAAGUUAUAUUUGUACAAGAAAAUUAUUUGUCCAGAAAAUGUUAUGACUUGUGUUUGUACAUGCUAAUCACGUUAUUCAUAAUAUUUUGAAACCAUGAUUUCUUGCAUUAAAUGUUUGAUUUUUUUUUAUAAGAAAUUGCACUUUGAGUUUUAUUGGCUGUUAUGUUGAAAAUGUAUAGAUAUUGUUAACAUAUUGUGAAAAAGUAUCAUUUUUGUGACAUGAGAGUUCAGUCAAUUUUUAAGUUUCUUAUAUAUGUGAUUCAAGAUGACUGCCAUGACAGUUUUUAUUCACGUUUAUGUAAUUAAAUAAAUCAGGAUUUGUAUUUUAUAGGAUCUUAUGUUGUCUGGAAGGGAACAAAAAGAUUUUUACCAAUGUAUUUGAAAAAAUCACUAAUUUAUAUAUCCUUUGUUUUGUUUGCCAUUUUAUGAACUUGAAAGUUCAGAAUAAAAUAAUUUUUAAAGAUUU
Molecule: messenger RNA, 5609 nt
Organism: Mytilus californianus (California mussel)
Lineage: Eukaryota; Metazoa; Mollusca; Bivalvia; Mytilida; Mytilidae
Product: casein kinase I
Exons: 8
Coding region: 124-1113 (329 amino acids)
Biological process (GO): peptidyl-serine phosphorylation; negative regulation of canonical Wnt signaling pathway; signal transduction
Cellular component (GO): cytoplasm; nucleus
Molecular function (GO): ATP binding; protein serine/threonine kinase activity
Source: RefSeq, a predicted model, not a curated record